AAUCAAACGUAGUACAUAUACCUGCAUAGUGCUUAUAUUCUCUUUGCCUAGAAUAAUAAAUAUAGGUACCUACCAAUUAUUUUUCAAAGAAUAUAAUCAGUAAACUGAGUACCUAAUAUCGAUAGGUACUAUUUGGAACGAGACUACACAGUCACUGUGGCAUGGAUAAGAAUGUAAAUCAAGAAUAAAAAGUUGUGAACUUGUGACUGAUCUGAUAACCUUAACAUUACUAUUUUAAUUAUAUAAUUUAUCAACAAUGGCGAGCAAAAAGCAAGCAAUUAGUAAACUCAAGUCAUUAUGUACUGUAACUCUUGGCGGAGCUGUAGCUUACCAGUUAAUUUAUUAUACAAAAGAUUUUAACGGUUACUAUGUUAAUGUUUUGCAACCAGUUAUUCAGUAUCUUAGCCCAGAGUUGGCUCAUAAUUUGGGAGUUAAAGCUAUAAAAUAUGGAAUCUUCCCGCCAGAAAAAGGUGAUGAUCCUCAAGUUUUGAAAACAAAAUUCCUCAAUUACGAUUUGAGUAAUCCUCUUGGAAUUGCAGCAGGUUUUGACAAGCAUGGUGAUGCUGUUAUAGGCUUGAGAAACUUAGGUUUUUCCAUUGUAGAAAUUGGAUCAGUCACACCAAAAGCACAACCUGGGAAUCCUAAACCUAGAGUGUUUCGAUUACCUGAAGAUGAGGCAGUUAUUAACAGAUAUGGUUUCAAUAGUGAAGGGCAUGAGCAAGUAUAUAAGAAAAUAGGAAUGAUAGAAAAGGCAUUGUUGGAUAAAGGAUUAUUGGGAAUUAAUUUAGGCAAAAAUAAGUUAUCAGAAAAUCCAAUUGAAGAUUAUAUUUUAGGUAUACAGAAAUUCUCUGAUGUUGCAGACUAUUUUGUCAUAAAUAUAAGCAGCCCAAACACUCCAGGACUCAGGUCAUUGCAGAAGAAAGAGGAAUUAUAUCAACUUCUGAAGAACAUCAAUGAAGCUAGAAACUCAAUAAACUCAAAAAAUAAACCUCCUUUACUUUUGAAACUUGCUCCAGAUCUAAGUCAUAAUGAAAUGAAAGAGAUUGUAUCAGUAAUUUUGCAAAAUGAAAGCAAAGUUGAUGGUCUUAUAAUCUCGAAUACUACUAUUGAAAGGCACCAAUUGCAGAACACUGAGUUUUCAAAUGAAACUGGAGGAUUGAGUGGGAAACCUUUAGCUAAUAAAUCAACAGAAAUGAUUAAGCAAAUGUACAAAUUGACUAAAGGGAAAGUGCCCAUCAUUGGUGUUGGAGGAGUGUUUACUGGCCAAGAUGCCUAUGAUAAAAUAUUGGCUGGAGCAAGCGCAGUUCAGAUAUACACAGCUUUGAUUUACCACGGCCCACCAGUUGUGUCAAAAAUAAAAAAUGAAUUAGCUGAACUCCUGCAACGGGAUGGUUAUAAAAGUGUAAAUGAAGCUGUUGGAAAAGGAGUCACAAACUAAUUUAUAUUUUUUAUUGUAAGAAUACUACCUCAAUAUUACAACUUUGUAUUUACAGUUGACUAGUUUUAGUUAUAUUCAAUAUUAUAAAAUAUACAUUAUAUUUCUUAUCAUAUUUUUUUACUGUGAUUUAUCAUUCAGAGGUGUUGGAUCUGAAAACCAAAAAAAAACAACAUAAAAUCCAAAAUUACUUUGCAGGUGCUACUUAUUAUUUGGUUGCAUACCUUUCAAGUCUGUUACUUUGCAUUUAGGCAAAUGUUUUUGAAUAUAUUGCUUACAUUCUUGUAAAUUUUCAACACUCAUUAAGUUGAACAUAAGUAAAAUUUCUAAUUUAUCAAGUGAUACCAAGCUUUUUAGUCCAGCAUCGGUGACAUUCACACAUUUGGACACUUGAAGAUGUGUCAAUGUAUUUUGUCCAAAACUGAGGCCUUUAAGAGCUCUGUCAUCAAUAUAGUCAGCAUUGUGAAGGAUUAUGUUACUCAACUUCUCACAUCCAACUGAAAAUAUAAAUUAUUAUAAAAUUUAAUCAAUAACCUCAAGUUCUUAAGGUUGUCACAUCCACCAUUGUGAA
Molecule: messenger RNA, 2006 nt
Organism: Spodoptera exigua (beet armyworm)
Lineage: Eukaryota; Metazoa; Arthropoda; Insecta; Lepidoptera; Noctuidae
Source: the annotation of a GenBank genome assembly